GUUGUCGUAUUUCGCCGGAUUCUCGUUCGUUAUUUUGCUCGAGUUUUGACGAAUUUCCCUGUUUACGGCCGCCCGGACACAAAUCAAGAUGAAAGUCAAAGAACUGCUGAAGACAGUAAAUGUAGCAUGGUCUCCACCAACUCAACAUCCCAUCAUGUUGGCUGCUGGGACAGCGGCACAGCAGUUGGAUGCCAGUUUCAGUACUUCUGCCAGUUUAGAUCUGUAUUCGCUGAAUUUACAGCAGCCUGGAUAUGAAAUGGAACUCCAGGCUAGUGUCCCUAGUGAUCAUAGAUUUCACAAAAUUAUCUGGGGAUCCUAUGGAAAUAAUUCAGCAGGUAUAAUUGUUGGCGGUUGUGAAGAUGGAACUAUAAAAAUCUAUUCUGCUGCAAAGUUAUUGGCUAAAGACAAUAACUGCCUAAUAAACAGUCCUCAUAGGCACACUGGUCCUGUUAGAGCAAUGGAUUUUAAUCCCUUUCGAGAAGAAAAUCAACUAGCUACAGGUGCUACAGAAAGCGAGAUUUAUAUUUGGGAUAUUAAUACAAACAUGCCGACAACCCUUUCUAGAAGCCAGCAGUCAGAAGAUGUUCAACAUAUUGCUUGGAAUAAACAAGUACAUUUAAAAGAUAUUCUUGCUUCUACAUUUUCACAAUGCUGUAUUAUAUGGAAUGUGAAAGAAAAGAAACCAAUAUUCAAACUGACAGAUGCAAAUUCCAGGGUUCGCUGGAAAGUUGCUCAGUGGCAUCCAGAUAUUGGAACACAAUUAUGUUUGGCAUCUGAAGAUGAUCAAACACCUAUCAUUGAAUUAUGGGAUGUGAGAUUUCCAACAUCGCCUUUAAAAACUCUACAAGGUCAUCAGCGUGGUGUUCUUUCAAUCGCAUGGAAUCCACAGGAUGCUGAUUUACUCCUGAGUUGUGCUAAGGAUAAUAGAAUUUUGUGUUGGAAUCCCAAUUCAAAUGCAUUGAAUGGUGAGGUGAUAUGUGAAUUAGCCCAAACAGCUCAGUGGAACUUUGAUGUGUCUUGGUGCCCAAGAAAUCCAGGUUUAAUUGUUGGCAGUAGCUUUGAUGGACAUGCUGUUGUUUAUUCUUUGUUAGGUGGACAACAGCAAGAAACAUCUAACAAAAUAGGAGAUUCAUUCCCAGGAAUGGAUCCUUUCACUCAAUCUACAAUACAAACAGGAACGAUGGCAGUAUUAACAAAAGCUCCUAAAUGGUUAAAAAGACCAUUUGGAGCAUCAUUUGGAUUUGGUGGUAAAUUAGUGAGGUUCGAGAAUCAGUCUGCUGAUCCGAAUUUAGCAAACAAAAAAGCGACUAGGAAAGUUAUUAUAUCACAAGUAAAUAUACAAGCCAAUCUUAUUCAACGUUCCAACAAAUUAAAAACAACACUGGAAACUAAGCAAUUCAACGAGUUUUGUAAAGAAAAGAUGGAUAUGUCUCCAGAUGAACAUACCAAAAAAAUCUGGAGAUGUGUACGUGCUUAUUUUGAUGAAAAUGUGAUAAAAAGCAUAUUGGAGAUAUUGGGCUACAAUACUGAGACAAUGAAUAAUAAACUGAAUCAGUUUGUGCCUCAAGAUGACAUAAACAACAUUAUAGAAGGUGUCUCUAAUCUCAAUAAU
Cyphomyrmex costatus is the source of this 1612-nucleotide messenger RNA. RefSeq names its product COPII coat complex component secretory 31 (gene Sec31). Gene Ontology annotation, cellular component: COPII vesicle coat; endoplasmic reticulum exit site. The annotation marks the transcript as partial. Gene Ontology annotation, molecular function: protein binding; structural molecule activity. The transcript is spliced from 7 exons. Gene Ontology annotation, biological process: endoplasmic reticulum organization; COPII-coated vesicle cargo loading; endoplasmic reticulum to Golgi vesicle-mediated transport. NCBI's taxonomy places the organism in Eukaryota, Metazoa, Arthropoda, Insecta, Hymenoptera, Formicidae. The record is from RefSeq and is a predicted model, not a curated record.